AUGGCGACCGAGGUCGUCUACCGCGAGCGCGGAAGACAUUACCAAUGGCCCGAAGUACAAUUGAAUCUAUGGAUCUUUAUCGUCCUGGCCGGGGCAUCGACAGUGCUGGGGAUAAAUGCGUGGUUCAUCUCGGUACAAAAUCAAAUGAGGGUCGGGGUUCCCUGGUUAUUCACCUUUGCCGUCGUCACCGGUGGUCUGACGAUAUUAUUCCUCAUCAUCGUCCUCAUCCUGGCCGCCCGUCGCCUGCUGGUGCCUGGCGUUAUAUUACUAGGAUCAUUUAUUUUGUUCGUGUUAUGGGUGACCACACUCAUUGAGACGGCUAUCCAAUUAUACGGUUCGGGCAACGUCAACAGCAACUGCAACAACUAUGUCACUGGCCAAGAGUAUACGGGCGUUUCGAUAGAGACCCUGGCCUGGCUGACGCAGAGCAACAUAUGUUCAUGUUGGAAGGCCUCGUUCGCCUGGUCCAUUAUUUUGGCCGUCUUAUUUUUGUGGAUGAUGAUUCUGUCCUGGCAGGUUCAAAACUUCGAGGAGUGA
This is a messenger RNA of Exophiala dermatitidis NIH/UT8656, 537 nucleotides long. RefSeq lists its product as uncharacterized. The record is from RefSeq and is a predicted model, not a curated record. NCBI's taxonomy places the organism in Eukaryota, Fungi, Ascomycota, Eurotiomycetes, Chaetothyriales, Herpotrichiellaceae. Bases 1 to 537 code for a protein of 178 amino acids. The transcript has 2 exons.